AUGAAGCUUGACGCUGGGAAGCUUCCUCCCCUAUCUCUCUCUGCAUCUCUCUUAGCUGCAUCUCGAAAUCAGCUUCCGUUCGAUCUUGAAAAUCCCAUCAUUCUACAUCCACCUUUACCACUCAGAAUGGCUCCUGCCCAAAUGUCACAGUCAUCCAGAGCAGUCCUUGUAGUCGGUGGAUGCGGUUUCCUCGGCCACCAUAUUGUCAAGUCCCUCCUCGAGAAGAAGAAUACUCUCUCACACCACCCCGAGAUCUCCGUCAUUGACAUCAACACCGAUCGAAAUCGCUAUGAUGGGGUUAUGUACCACACAUGCGACAUAACCUCGCUUGCCCAAGUUCGACACGUCAUCUUAAAUGUGGAUGGGACGGCAAAUUUGUUGGAGUGUGCCAAGGAGGAAAGCUCGGUUGAGGUCUUUAUUUACACGUCCUCGGCUACGAUCUUGAGGCGAAAAGAGUCGUAUAUGGCAACGGAGGAUGCGACAAGUUCCGAAGUCCAGAUGAGUAUCAGCAGAUUUGAUCCUUAUUCUGGUACGAAAGGCAUUGCUGAUACUAUGGUUCUCCUAGCAAACAGUCGAGAACCUAGCAAUGAAGGUGGUCUACGCACCUGCUGUCUUCGAAUUGGAGGCAUGUACGGAGCUGGGGAUAUGACGCUCGUGUGGCAGAUUUUCGAGGCUCUCCGACUUGGUCAGCAUCACUACCAAAUUGGAAAUGGCACUAAACGCGCAGACUUCCUCGCUGUCGAGAAUACAGCACACGCUCACAUCCUUGCCAUGAGCGCUCUACUCACUGGCAUCGCCAACCCCGAUGCACCUAAAGUCGAUGGGGAGGGGUUCUUCAUCACGGACGACAACCCAAUGUCCUAUUGGGAGUUGCGGAGAAAAUUGUGGGUCUACGCUGGUUACAAUCAAAAAGUCGAAGACUCCAAGGUCGUCCCUGCUUCCAUCUUGAUGGCUGUUGCGUUCGUUCUCGAGUGGGUUUAUUUCAUCUUCUCGUUUGGAUUCAAGCAGCCACAGCUUUUGAGGAGACGAAAACUGGAGUGGGUGUGCUUGAAUCGAACUUUCGAUCCCACAAAGGCGAAGGAGAGACUUGGGUAUGUCCCGAAAGUGUUGACAGAUGAUGCAAUGAAGUCGGCUGCUGAGUGGGCUCUGGGAUAUCAGGCUGAGCUAGGGCUCUUGGUCGAGAAAAAGAGCUUGUGA
Molecule: messenger RNA, 1197 nt
Organism: Cadophora gregata
Lineage: Eukaryota; Fungi; Ascomycota; Leotiomycetes; Helotiales; Ploettnerulaceae
Product: erg26, C-3 sterol dehydrogenase
Exons: 5
Coding region: 1-1197 (398 amino acids)
Biological process (GO): steroid biosynthetic process
Molecular function (GO): 3-beta-hydroxy-Delta5-steroid dehydrogenase (NAD+) activity
Source: RefSeq, a predicted model, not a curated record